AUGGCAUCCCGACUAUCCUCCAGCGGUGGGCUCGUCGAGGAUCCAUUACCCGUACCGACCACUAGCAGAAACCUGAGGCCUCGUUCGCAAGGCCGCGCCAGCGCCGCUUCAGCCUCUCGAUCUCCUAGUACCGUUUCGCCCGAGCCACUCAUCGUAAACGUCGACAAAGGGAAAGGAAAGAUGCGUGAAACCAGCGAGUUCUCCGACUACCGCCCCGCGAAAAAGGUCAAGCUCUCCCCCGAGAAGGGGGAGGGGAAAGGGAAGGCGAGGAUGAUAGACGUGGAGAUUGUUGAUUCAGAGGAGGAGGUCGACCAGCUAACCAUGUCGCAGAAGGAGCACGAGCACGAUGCCGAUGUAGGAGGCGCAACAGAUUCGUGGGCAGGCUCCUCGACGGAGGUUCACAGCCUCCGUUCGCCCGCUACUUCGCCAGUAGUUUCGAGCCCCAGCCUCGCGAAGCUCUUACAUCCAACAAACCAGUCACCGCCGCCUCCGCAUGCGCAUCGCAAGCGGAAACGACCGUCCGAACCGCAACCGCCGCCAUUAGACCAAAGCUCACUGCUCACCGCGUAUACAUGUCCCAUCUGCUUCUCGUCGCCGACCAAUGCUACUCUGACACCGUGCGGCCACAUCAUGUGUGGCUCGUGCCUAUUUGCUGCUGUAAAAGCCGGUCUGCAGCGGCACGCCACUAUGAUGAUUGGCGAAGGACAACCAUCAUGCCCUGUCUGUCGAGCACCCAUCCCUGGCUGGGAUGGCCGCGGCGGGGGUGUUAUAGGGUUGAAGGUUCGCGCAAUCAUAAGCGUGUAG
Molecule: messenger RNA, 804 nt
Organism: Pleurotus ostreatus (oyster mushroom)
Lineage: Eukaryota; Fungi; Basidiomycota; Agaricomycetes; Agaricales; Pleurotaceae
Exons: 2
Coding region: 1-804 (267 amino acids)
Molecular function (GO): metal ion binding
Source: RefSeq, a predicted model, not a curated record